Molecule: messenger RNA, 2895 nt
Organism: Micropterus dolomieu (smallmouth bass)
Lineage: Eukaryota; Metazoa; Chordata; Actinopteri; Centrarchiformes; Centrarchidae
Product: indian hedgehog B protein-like
Exons: 4
Coding region: 41-1354 (437 amino acids)
Biological process (GO): cell-cell signaling; cell fate specification; regulation of gene expression
Molecular function (GO): patched binding; calcium ion binding
Source: RefSeq, a predicted model, not a curated record
CAGCUCUCUCCCCCGGGAGAUCCUCCCUCCUCUCGGGGCGAUGCGGAUCUCCUUCCUCCUUCUCACCGCCUCUCUGUGUGCCUUGGUCCUCCUCCUCGCACCUGCCUCGGAGGGCUGUGGGCCGGGGAGGGGGUACGGCAAGAGGCGGCUCCCGAAGAAACUCAUCCCGCUUGCUUACAAGCAAUUCAGCCCCAACGUCGCCGAGAAGACCCUGGGAGCCAGCGGGAGACCCGAGGGCAAAAUAACGCGCAACUCCGAGCGCUUUAAAGAACUGACACCGAAUUACAACACAGAUAUUAUCUUCAAAGAUGAGGAGGACACGGGCGCCGACAGGCUCAUGACCCAGCGUUGUAAAGACAAGUUAAACUCUCUGGCCAUCUCUGUGAUGAACAUGUGGCCGGGCGUAAAGCUGAGAGUGACGGAGGGCUGGGAUGAGGAUGGUCAUCAUUCAGAGGACUCGCUGCACUAUGAGGGACGUGCUGUCGACAUCACCACUUCAGACAGAGACAGAAAUAAGUAUGCCAUGUUGGCCCGUUUGGCUGUAGAAGCCGGAUUUGACUGGGUCUACUACGAGUCCAAAGCCCACAUUCACUGUAGCGUCAAGUCAGAACAUUCAGUGGCAGCCAAAACCGGUGGUUGUUUCCCUGGCAAUGCUCAGGUUAUUCUCAAGGGUGGGGCUACUAAACAGAUGCGUGACCUUCACCCUGGUGACCGUGUCUUGGCUUCCUCAACAGCAGAUGGUCUUGGCCCCCUUCUCUACAGCCCAGUCUUAUCCUUUGUGGACCGCCAGCCCAAUGUCACAAAGAUCUUCUACAUCAUUGGCACCAACACAGGACUAAAUAUUACUCUCACAGCCGCUCACUUGAUUUUUGUCACAGACUGCACUGGUGGGCUGAGGGACCCAAAGUGGGAAGAGACAGCUGAAGAGCCACUUUUGGGCUGCACACGGGAGGGAAGACCUGGAUGGGUAGCAGGUCUGAGGACAGUGUUUGCCAGUGAGGUCCGGCCAGGACAGUGCAUACUCACGUCACAAGGGAAAGUGGGGUCACAGGCAACACUUUCAGUCGUGAACUUUGUAGAAGAACAGAGGAGCACCGGGUUGUAUGCCCCACUAACCCAGCAUGGGUCGGUAGUGGUGAACGGCGUGCUGGCGUCCUGCUAUGCUGCUGUGGACAAUCACUAUUUGGCCCACUGGGUCCUGGCCCCACUGAGAUUCUUCUACAGCCUGAUGGGACCUUCAGAACCGCAGACUGACGGCCUGCACUGGUACCCUUGGCUUCUACAGAGGCUGGGGCAAACUCUGCUGGAUCCUGGACACUUCCACCCCUGGGGGAUUGAGCAAGGACACAGAUAGGAGAACCAGAGACAUGUAUCACACUGAUGACUUCAUUCACUCUAUUGUAUUCAGGAGCACCAAAGCACAGAUUGAGGGUCCACCAAAGACAAUUGAUUUUAUGGUGGAAAUGUGUUUUUCCAACUCUACUUGCCUGUAUUUGCUGUACCUCAACAAACUCUUUAUUUGUAGCAAAAAUUGUGUGAACGACAAAGAGGGGAGACUAAACGUAUUUUAUACUUUUGGCAAUUUCAGUUUCAUUAAUUCCAGAAGAUUUAGAGGGUGGAGAAGACUGAGGGGUAACACAAAACACACGCAAAGACAGUUCUGUAAGGGCUUAAUCAGUUAAAUUUCAAGUUAAUUUCUUCAACCUGUAUCACUAAAAAACAGGGACUGUGAUUCAAAAUGAUAGCUUUCAUUAAAAGAAGUAGGUAGUCAAGUAAGAGAAUCAGGUUUCAUCUUUAUUACUUUGUACUGUAUUUACUGUAAUCUGUCAACAUUUGUGCAUCUUGAGAACAUGCUGAGGCUUACUGAUAUAAGAAAUAUAAACAUAUGAGGAUACCUUUUGUGACCGCCUUCAGAGAAACGAUUAAGGUGAACUCACAAAGGAAAUAUUUGACGAGGAAGAAGAAAAGACAGAAAACUUGUUACUGAACAAGGAGUGAUUUGAAACUCUAUGAAUAUAUUAGGUAUGUAUACAGUGAAGUAAUAUUAAGGAAAAAAUACAACAAAUUAACUGUUUGCUGUUGACUGUCAGAAUCACCACUGCAGUAAAUUCAACUGAUACUUUACUGUUUUGAUAGAGCCUAUUCUGUACAUAAGAAUUAAUUUACAAAAUAAUAUUUAACUGGAAAAUGGGGGAUGAAGUUCUGUGUAUUUACUGAAUGCAGUGUAGCACUUUGCUAGUGUUGCAUUACAGCUUCACAUCUGGAAAGGGCUUCAAUGGAAAACUAUUGAAUGGCAAGAGAAUGGUUAUGAGAACACGUUAAUUGUGUUGCUUUGUGUAUACUUCAACUUUACAACAUUUGUGAAGUACUGAUGCAGGAUAGACGCAUCUGGUUAUAAUGGCCACGCUGUCAGUCUGUUUUCUGAUUUCACUCAACUUGAUUGUCUCAAACUGAUUCAUAUAAUUCAUUUAUACAGCUUCUUUUUUCAUCAGUUAUUUAAAAGGUGUAAUUUUGUGACAUGUUUUUAAUGUUUUUAAUUUCCAAUUUCAAUUUUCAGGUCAGUUGUUCUAGUUAAGGCAUACAAAACACUCAGGCUGUAUUCAACUACUGUAUUAAACAACAGCUAUGCAUCAUAUUAAAUAACAGAUAGUAAAUCUCUUUAAUAUUGAACAGUAAUUUACCUGAUAGCUCUCUAUGCAUGGUCUUUUUUUUGUAUCCCAUCUAUCAUGUUAAGACUUAAGACCUAGAUUGGGAAACAUUUUAGUUUUUAACACUAUGGGAAGCAGAUAUGACAGGUGGCUGAAUAAAUAUGGAUAAACAUGUAGUUCAUAUUAGUGACCAUCCAGUUGAACUCCAAGGCGUUAUUCUACAUGAAUGGUAAAAUAUUUGUCACAU